AUGGAGGGAAACAACUACAUUGUGGUCGCGGAUCUCGGUCUCAAGCCAAUCCACCUAGCUUGUCUUCAAGGCGACUUUGAAGGGGUCAUCAAGCUGGUUUCACAAUCUGAAGAUGUCCUCGAAACGAUCACCGAGCCGAAAAUUGGUACGGAAUGGGGACUUCGUGAAACACCUAUCAAGCUCGCUGCCCUUAUGGGACAUCUUGACAUAGUCGAGUUCUUCAUUCAGAAAGGUGUAAACUUAGUGUCCGAUGGUCUAUAUGCCUCGUCAUAUACUAAAGAUGAAGGCUUCGCAAUGCGUAGACGAGAAUUCUUUCUUAAGACGGCCAAAGUAGGACGUGAGCAUCUCGACGCUCAUAAUGCACGCAAGGCCAUCUACGAUCUUCUGACUUCUCAAGGCCGCCGAAGCGUUCUUAAAUCAAUGAGAGGCCCAAGGGCUGACAUAGGAUUCCCUGAUUAUAGACUGGCAAAGCAAGGAAGCCAGAUUGUCGUAUAUGCGCCGGUCUAUCGAGUAAAAACCGACAUCCCUCUGGACAGAAGCAAGACUAUUGGUCUUAUUACAGCUAAGGGUAACAGCGAAGUACUGAUGACUGCUCAUAGUGGUUAUAAGCCUGGAGGCGACCGUGGUGAGAAAUGCCUCGACACGAAUAAGUGGAAUUAUAUCGCCCUCCAUCACAUUGCUGCCCUACUCAAGUUUCAGUUCCCCGGAAAUCAGCGUGACAAUGGGAAUAAACCCGCCGAAGACGAACAUCGAGGCCGUGCACACGCUGGACAUGUCGAAGUUCUACUCGCGGCAUGGUAUGUGCUCGAGAUGACCCGAAAGUCAAGCGGGAAUCUAGAGGCAGACAAGGAUUGGCUUCUUGCCAAUUUGCAUAUGCUGAAGCAUGCGAAACUUGGCAAUGCACGUUCGGCUGUGAUUAUGAUCGAUUCACAGCCAUGUGCUACAUGCUUGAAAUUCAUCAAUAGAAUCUUCCAGUAUACGGGCGUACACUUUUCCGUUAGAGGCGCGAUUGGUAUUGGCCCGACUCUUGCAACAAAAGACAAGCGAAGCGGCGCAAGAUGCGAUACAUUUGGUGACACAUUUCCGGAAUCUGAUGGUGAAGAGUCUGCUGUCGUGGAGGACCUAGUUCAAGGUUUAGGCGGCGUUACCGCAGGUGCAGCGUGCCAACCAUUUAUAGGGAUGCCAAUCGAGAGACAACAAUUGUCUCCUAUCCUUAACAAUGACGCUGAUAUAAUUAUUCCUGCUACGAACCCUGCCACAGCCAUGGAGCGAGCUAUACCCAUCACACCCGCUAGGCCGAGGAUGCAAUGGCCUAUACCCGAACACAGAUCACGUUUCUUCGAAGAUCCAUUCUCUGAUAUACCAUCUCGCCGACCACCGAAUCAUUUCGAAAUUUUAGCUGAAUAUAAGAAGAAGACACCGGUAUACGAGUUCCCUGGGUAUGAGUCCAUCAUGACGGACCAUCAUCCGCGCCAGCAGCAACCGCUUGUGAAGCCUUUCAUUCUCCCGCCGGAAAAUCGAAGGCCAUCUUCUGUGGCAGAGGAAGAUGUCGUACUUGUUGAUGUGGCAGACGAUAGCGACACUAUUAUGUGUUCAUCCACAAGCAGCGAUAGCGAGUCGACUCUUGGACAUUCCGUGGUCGAUGUCAGAGCCGGGAAAAAGGAUAGCGAUAGCAGCACUCCUCGACCUAAUGAAGCAAACUUUUCGUACUCUAGCUUUGAGCCGAUUGCCGCCCACAAGAACGGAGGUAUUUCUGAAGGAGAGAAUCAAAGAGAUCUAGGACGCUAUGCCAAUGUCCACUCGGAAAGCGACGACGAAGAAGAUUACUACUACGUGCCAAGACAAGUGUCUCAACGAUCUCGUUCUAACGAUGAGGAUAGUCCCGUUAAGGAGCAGCGAAAAGAGAGAGAGAUAACCCCGUGCCCGGUCUCUGGAAUAGCCAAACUUCAGCAGUGGCGCUACCAGCCGCAACCACGAGUCCGCCGCCAACUACUACAGCCAUGGCGUAGCGAGGGGCAGACGAUCCAGCCUUAUAUAUACCCUAACAACCCUAUCCCAGAACCGGUUUAUUUCGACUCUGAUCUCACCAAGGGAAUUUCUAGAGAGAAGCGUGAACAGACACAUGGAAGUAAGGGUUAG
Daldinia childiae is the source of this 2139-nucleotide messenger RNA. RefSeq lists its product as uncharacterized. The transcript has 3 exons. NCBI's taxonomy places the organism in Eukaryota, Fungi, Ascomycota, Sordariomycetes, Xylariales, Hypoxylaceae. Gene Ontology annotation, molecular function: protein binding. The coding region runs from base 1 to 2139 and encodes 712 amino acids. The record is from RefSeq and is a predicted model, not a curated record.